AUGGUGGAUGAGCUAUGCUCUGGGCAGAUUGCGGUUCGUCGGGCCAUCGAGUCCAUGAGCACCGGCCCACAAAAACACAUCGUGCUUGGGUGCUCCUGCGCCGCAUCGAGUGAGCCGGUAAACCACGCCCUUUACUACUACAAAGUCAUGCAGGUGUCUCCAUUCUCCAUCACCGUGGAGCUCAGCGACCGUGACAAGUUCCCCUUCUUCGCCCGCAUGGCGCCCUCCUACCGCAUCACCGUCAUGGCAACCGUGGAGGUGUUGAAGAAGUUCAACUUCCAAAGAGUUGGUUUCGUGCGUGGCACAGCCGGUCUCUUCGUUGGACUCUCGGGGCUUUUCCUGGAGGCCGUGCAACGGGACCUGGAUGCGGGCACUUACAACUGGACGGUGCUCUUCGAAGCGGUUGUACAGGAUGUGGAUUCUGCCGCAGCUGCAGUGGAAUUGAAGCGCAAGCGGGAUGCCCGCAUGAGUGUGAUUGCUUCCUACCAGGGCGAGGGAGCCAUGGUUUUCUGCCAGGCAUACAGGCAUGGCAUGCUUGCGCCAGACUACAACUGGAUGCUCUUGAAUGGCUGGUGGAGCCAGAACUUCAUGAAUGCCGCAGCCGGCACCGCGACAUGUCCUUGUUCCGCAGAGGAGGUCCUGCACGCCGCCUGGGGGAUGAUGGCAUACACCUAUGGUCCCAUGCAGAAAACGGACGACGUGCACGGCCUUUCAGGCCGAAGGUUCUCAGACAUCUCUGACGACUACUACAGAGACUGCGCCGCUUGGGGCAACGGGACGGGAAUCUGCUCGGACGCCAUGGGCUACAUUUACGAUGGGCUUUGGCAAGUUGCAACCGUCCUUCAUGGUUUCCUCAUCGACCAGAACAGGUCCUAUGACGAGCUCAAUACCGACUUCUCCCGGGAGGCCCUGUACCAGCUCACCCUUCACCAGGACUACAUGGGAAUCACCGGCCGGGUGCGGCUCUUCAACAGCGUGGAGCCGACGACCACCCCUCCAUCCUAUGGAGACCGGGAGGGCGUGAUGCUGAUUCUGCAGGUUGCGGGGACAACCACGGAGCCCUUCGAGCAGACGGGCCUCUGGACGGCAACAGGGAUUCGCUGGCUGAGAGACAUCACCUGGAGCGCGACGGACAGCAGCCGUGCCAUCAGCUGCAGCAGCGGGACUUGCGACAUGGCAACAGCCUUUGUUCCAGCAGAUCGAAGCAGCCAGUGCCCUGCCGGAACUAUCUGGUUCAACGACCUCGGCUGCACCGACUGCCCCACUGGGCGUUUUGGGGCUGCCGGCGCGACCCAAUGUGAGCCUUGCCUCACGGGAGACUUCAGCAAUGUGAGUGGCCUGGCGAGCUGUUACCCGUGUCCAGCUGGCAGCAUCAGUGAAGAGAAGGCAUCGUCCGCCUGCAUGUUGUGCCAGAGAGGUUUCUUCGUGAACGAGUCUGGUGCCUCACAGUGCUUCAAGUGCAAAGGAGGUACUUAUGCGGACCAAUCAGGUCUCACGCAAUGCCGGGACUGCCCGGCGGGAAGGACCACCAACUAUGAGGGCGCUUUAGAUGCUGCAGCCUGUGCUUGCAAUGGCGAGCUCUGGCAAGGUGAAUGCAUUCGCUGUCCAGAUAACUUUCGCUUCGAGUCGGGUCAGUGCGUCUCGUGCCAAGCUGGCCUCGAAUGCGAGGAGGGAGAAGAGCCGACGAUCCUCCCAGGCUACUAUGCCACGUUGGCAGCACCCUACGAGAUCUACAAGUGUCUGCCGUCGGACAAGUGCCCGGGAGGUGCCCCAGGGGCAUGCAAGGGUGGCCUCAUUGGCGUGCCUUGUACACAGUGCCCCGAUGGGUUGAGCUUGGAAGAGGGCAUCUGCACCCCGUGCGCUGGAGGAAGUUUCGUGGGGUGGGUCUUCGCAGCUGUGAUUGGCAUGACUUCCUUGGUGGCUGUGUACUACCUUAUCAACUCGCCAGCUACGACGCGAGCAAGCGCGAUGUUGGCCACGACGUGCGUGCUCGGCAUGACCAUCAGCAUGCUCCAAUCUGUCGGCAUCAUCGGCCUCAUCUCCUUUGAGUGGCCCUCCGAGCUGGCCUGGGUCUUCGAGACCAUGAACUUUUUCCUCCUGGAUAUCGAUUCCAUGGGAUUCGACUGCGUGGCUGGCAACCCCGUGAGACGGUAUGCGUACAGCGCUGCGGCAUUGCCCAUUGCACUGCUUUGGAUCCUCACAGCUGCGGUGAUCAGCCGCAGGUGUGCUCCCCUGCGCUGGCGAUUUGAAUGGCCAAAGACCUUCAGCACCAUGGGACAGGUGGUCCAAGUGGCCUUCACCAUCUGCAGCAAGACCGCGCUGCAGCCCAUGAUGUGCUACGCUCACCCCAAUGGCAAGGAGGGAAUGCUCUCUCACAAUGGCAUCUUUUGCUUCGAGAGCCCCGAACACACCACGAUGUUUAUGAUGGGCGUGGCUCUCCUUUGCCUCCUCAUUGGUUUCUACGCCCUCGCGGUGUGGGGUACCGUGUACGCGCCUCGAGCUGCCAAGAGCGGCAACGCAACCUUUCUCCAGGCAGUCCGCUUCUUGAUCGCUCGAUUCCGCGUCGACUUUUGGUGGUAUGGAACGGCCCUGCUGCCGAGGGGUCUCGCGCUGUCUUUGUCCAUCGUCCUGGCUGCUGACUAUCCUUUCGUGCAGAUGGUUCUCAUCGUGUCCAUCCUACAAGUGUAUUUAGUUGUGCAGCUGAUCACCUGGCCGUGGAAACUCCCAGCCUUGAACCUCUUCGACGCCGUGGUCAGCGUGUGCCUGGUGAAGAUGAUGGUGUGCAUGUGCGCGUUCACACCGGACCUUCCGCAAUCGAUGCUGGAUAUCCUGACAAGCCUGUCAAUCGGGAUCAUGGUGGCGCUCCAAGUGGUGGUGCUUUGCAUGGUCUGCGUGACGGUGGCCUCGAUGUUCUACCGACAUGCCCUGGGGAGUGCCAAGGAGUCGGUGAUCUUGGCGUUGGGCAAGGUCCCUGAUGCGGAGAUCAUGGCGAAGAAGCUCUCCCACUUCGGCAGCGUGAUCAAGGACAUCCCGCACAGAGACAUGGUGAGGGUCUUGAAUGCCUUGUCCAUCUACGACCUGCGGAUGACAAGCGGCGUUAUGACGGCUGUGGGAGCAGAGGCUGGCGAAGCAGAACUGAUGCUUGCAAGCCGCGUCUCGCUGAUGUCACAGAGUUCCCGCA
Molecule: messenger RNA, 3181 nt
Organism: Symbiodinium natans
Lineage: Eukaryota; Dinophyceae; Suessiales; Symbiodiniaceae
Source: the annotation of a GenBank genome assembly